CAGCACAGGAGAGCACAGGUGACCACAGAGAGCUCAUCAGCACAGGUAACCAUGCAGGCCGAUAAUCAAAAAAGAGCACCAGCAUGGACCGUACAGGAGGUACUGGAUCUGAUUGCUAUAUGGGGAGAGGAUUCAGUGCUAGCAGAACUUCGUUCGAAAAGACGAAAUGCCAAAACGUUUGAAAAAAUCUCCAAGGGCAUGAUGGAGAGAGGCCACAAUAGGGACUCAGAGCAGUGCUGCAUGAAAGUCAAGGAGCUCAGACAAGCCUAUCAGAAAACAAAGGAGGCAAACGGUCUCUCCGGGUCAGAGCCGCAGACAUGCCGCUUCUACGCUGAGCUGCAUGCAAUUCUACGGGGGGCCACCGCCACUACCCCACCUCUGACUGUGGAUUCCGAGGCGGGGGUAAUCUCAUCAGCCACACCUGAGGAUUCUGCAAAUGGGGAAGAGGAGGAGGAGGACGAUCUUGCGGAGAGCACACAGCACUCUAUUCUCCCCAACAACCAGGAUCUUUUUCUCAGCCUGACUGAAGUACCCUCCCAACCCUCCCAAGCAAAUACCCAAGACCAUGACCCCAUGGAAGGGACCUCAGCAGCUGCAAAUUUUUCAAGCCUCCCUCCUCCAUCCCAAAGGUUAUCUCAGAUAAGGCAUCGGAAAAAGAGGACGCGAGAUGAGAUGUUCGCAGAAAACAUGGAAUUCACCCGCAAUGAAAGAGCUCAUCUGAAUGAGUGAAAGAACAUAGUUUCAAAGUAUAGGAAAGAUGCCAGUGAAUGUGAGGACAGGAGGGACCAAAGUGAGGCCAGAAGGGACCAACGUGAGGAGAGGAGAGACGCUCGAGAUGAGAGGUGGUGGCAGGAAGAUCAGAGGAAGCAGGAUGCAAUGCUGGGGCUGCUGCGUGAGCAAACAGACAUGCUCCGGCGUCUGGUGGAGCUUCAGGAAUGGCAGCAGGAUCACAGACUGGCGCUACAGUCCCUGUAUAAGCCCCCUCCCCUCUCACCAUGUUCCAUAGCCUCCUCACCCAGACGUGUAAGAACACGGGGGCGGAGGCUCUGUGCACCCUCUCAUUCCACCCCAGUGGACAGCCCAAGCAAAAGGCUGUCAUUAUUUUAACCUUUUUUUAGUGGCCUUUUCCUUCCCUCCAAUCCUCCUCCCAAACCCCACCCGGGCUACCU
Messenger RNA from Malaclemys terrapin pileata, 1169 nucleotides. RefSeq lists its product as uncharacterized. The transcript is spliced from 2 exons. Bases 52 to 729 code for a protein of 225 amino acids. The record is from RefSeq and is a predicted model, not a curated record. NCBI's taxonomy places the organism in Eukaryota, Metazoa, Chordata, Testudines, Emydidae.